Molecule: messenger RNA, 2928 nt
Organism: Salvelinus sp. IW2-2015
Lineage: Eukaryota; Metazoa; Chordata; Actinopteri; Salmoniformes; Salmonidae
Product: syntaxin-binding protein 5-like
Biological process (GO): regulation of protein secretion; regulation of exocytosis
Cellular component (GO): plasma membrane; cytoplasm; SNARE complex
Molecular function (GO): myosin II binding; syntaxin binding; GTPase activator activity
Source: RefSeq, a predicted model, not a curated record
UAGAUGUGUAAUGAAUGCRUUGUGGUGUAUGUAGUGAAGGUCAAUUGUUACCAAAACAACAUCUCCCCCCUAGGUACCGUCCUGAUGCUGAAGGGCACAGUGCUAUGCUUUUCCUUCCUGAAUUGUGGGGGCACUCUUAUCCAAAGUCCCUACGAGGUAUGGCGGGAACCCAAUGUCCCCGAGGACCCCGACGAGCCCCGCAGGCGCAAGCUGGUCAACUUAUCCCCRCUUUCUUCCCAGGAGGCAUGUGGGGACGGUCACCUGGCCGUGGUGUGUUCUGAGAAACAGGCCAAGGUCAUCCUCAUGCCUACCCAGGCUGUCCUGUUCACACACAACGUCACAGAGUCUUCCUUCCUCCUGCGGGCUGACGUCGUCUCUGUCUGUACCAGCGUCUGCCUGGCCUGCUUCUGCGCCAACGGACACGUCAUGACCCUCAGUUUGCCCAGUCUUAGACUCCUAAUGGAUACGAACUACCUUCCCCUGACGCACGUGCGUAUCGCCCGCACCUUCGUCUUCACCAACGGCGGUCAGGCUCUGUACCUGACCUCUCCUACAGAGAUACAGCGCAUCGCAUACAGCCAAGAGAUGACGGACAACCUGCAGGACAUGCUGGGUGAGCUGUUCACUCCUAUAGAAACGCCAGAGGCCCAGAACAAAGGAUUCCUCAAGGGCUUCUUUGGGGCAAUACCCAGACCUUCGACAGAGAAGAGCUGUUUGGGGAGGCAGCAGCAGGUAAGGCCUCUCGGAGCCUGGCCCAGCACAUCCCUGGUCCAAUGGGAUUGGAGAACGUGAGGGCUGCAGCCGGCGGGGUGGUGGGGGACCUGGCCCGAGCCCGCAUCGCCUUGGAGCAGAGAGGAGAGAGACUGGGAGAGCUGGAGGAACGCACCACCCUCAUGUUGAAAAACGCAGAGACGUUCUCCACACACGCCCACCAGGUAAUGCUGAAACACAAGGACAAGAAAUGGUAUCAACUUUAAAGUAGGACAGCGGGCCACGACUGCCGAUGCUUUGCUGGGACAUGGACCAUCACUCUACAGAUGAGAGAGAGAGAGAGAAAGAGAUAGAGAGAGCGAGAGCGAGAGAGAGAAAUUACUUUGUUGUUUAUGGGCCUCUCUGCAGGACGUCUGUACAUCAUUGUCACAAGACUUGGACAGAGGGCGGUCACUGAGAUGGACACAGACCAGGAAGUAAGUUGGUAAGACGGGGGAACCCAGAAAGUGGAUGAUGACAGUCCAUCAGUGUGUGUGGGUGGGUUACCCAGAUCUUGCUGUGUAGAUACUCUAACGUUAUGAAACCAACAAGACUGAAUUAAACAAAAUGGAUGACUACUGAUAACAUACAACUGCCAUAUCAAAAAGCAGCAUGCUACUUUAAGAAAUACUAAAUAUAAUGUGUAUUUAAUAAUAUAAGCCAACAAAAGAAAGUGUGAUUUUUUGGGGGGAAAUAUUUUUUGAAAUAUGAAAAAAAUAUAUAUAAAAAUGAAAAUGUAUGCCUGCAUUGCUAUAAAGCCAAAUGUUUUUUUGUUGCCUUCUUUAUAACUCUCAUUAAGUCUUUCAAAACGUAUCACUCCACACAUUCUGAACAACUAUACUUCACCAACACUCAUUUCAUUCUGUUGGGCGUUGCUACUUACAGUACUUUACCUGUUAGCUAAAACAUUUCAGCCACAUGAUGGAAAUGAAUGAACACAGAGAAUAGACGUGUAAAGUGUGAAUGGUAAUAAGUUGUGUUGGCUGAAGGGCCGUGGUGAUAGUAGCCUGUUAUUGAGUGUGUUUAUAUUUAUAAAAAAUGAUUAUUCACGUGCCAUACAAUCGAUACUGGCCAAGCCCUWUACUUUAAAACUAGCAAAGAGUUAGUCUAUGUGGUAAUGAGGAUGUUCGCUGUAGAUGAGAUUGGGUGAGACUAACCUUUCGGUCGUUGAUAGGUCGUCUUUCGUUGUCAACUGAGUUUCUGGUUCUUUUGACAGAAAGAACCAGAAACUUUUUUUUCUGUUUUGUUUUGUUGGUGUUUUAUAUGGUUCUUCACUGGGAAAUCUUCUGCUUGUCUUCGUCGUAUCGUGUAUGAGUUUGUUUAAAGUCAGUGUGUGACUCACACACCGCCCAUGUAAAGACAAAAAAACUCUUACUCUUUCUUCUGCCGAAAGCAAUUCAACAUGAAUGAAGCCCACGAACGGAAGAGUGUAUCACAAACAUGUUAUUGUGGAUGGCUGGGAGCGUCUCUGGACUGGUACUCUUUAAAAAAAAUAAGAGUAGACCUAGCUAGAAGACUUGAGGUAUAGUCUGGUCCAUUUAAACACUAACUCCAAUCCAGAGCAGAGGUAUCCUUCGUCCGGUGUGUUUGCCUGCUGGAUCCAGUCUAGUAGUAGCCUACCGUCGUCAGCCUUGCAGUGUCGGUCGUCAUUGGCACCGAUAGUAUACAGGCCUUCUAUGUCACAUAUAAGGAAUUCAGACUUGUAUGAAUUUGAAGCAAAUAUAUUUAUAUGCUUUGUUUUACUUGUAUUUUUUAUCUUGAUGACCUUAAAUGUAACCCAUCUUACCCUUUAGUGGAUGGCGGUAGCCUCUUCUCUCCUAAAGAUUGUUCUAUGAUAUUGUGUUACUGUUGUUGUUGUUGUUGUUGUACAGGUCAAUAAAUGUACACGUAACACUGACAAAUCAAAAGGUGACAUGACAACACCAUUGUCAUUUUUUUCUUCAGUUUCUAAGUGUUAUGUUUGUAUUUUCAAAUAAUAAUACACAAGUCGAAAUGAUUGUUAUGACCACAAUAAUCACUCACCCUCCCUCACCGAUGCUCAAAUGUCCACCUAUGUCCACCUAUGUCCACCUAUGUCCACCAAUGUCCACCUAUGUCCACCAAUGUCCACCUAUGUCCACCUAUGUCCACCUAUGUCCACCCUGCCUUGAACCACAGAAGGAUUGUAACCAUGACCAU